This is a messenger RNA of Schistosoma bovis, 1425 nucleotides long. The record is from the annotation of a GenBank genome assembly. NCBI's taxonomy places the organism in Eukaryota, Metazoa, Platyhelminthes, Trematoda, Strigeidida, Schistosomatidae.
ACAUUUCAUGAAUAAUCAAGGUGACUGAAUUUUGUGGCGGAAACUGUAAUAUGAUUCUGCUUAUCUCCGUUUAAGAUGGUCAGUGAUAGUGAGGAAGAAGAUACAGUGGUGAAGAUUGGGAAUGUACUGCAGGAAAUUGAUGAGGAGAACUGGAUUACCAUGGGUGGGGUCGAUGAUAGAUCUGCUUGUACAUUUAUAAGGGGAUAUGUAAAACGACAGGCGCUUUACACUUGUCAUACAUGUUUAAACGUAGACAAAGUAAAAGCUGCGAUUUGUUUUCCUUGUGCGAUUGAGUGUCAUUCUGACCAUGAUAUAGUUGAGCUAUACACCAAACGAUAUUUCAGAUGCGACUGUGGAAACUCAAAAUUUGCUGGUGUUUGUAACUGUCUAUUGUGGGAGGAGAAGGACGAUGAAAAUGAUUUGAACCGGUACGAUGACAAUUUUUCUAACCGAUAUUGCACGUGUCAACGUCCGUAUCCAGACCCGGAUUAUGACGGUGUUGAAGAAAUGAUUCAAUGUGGCAUAUGCGAAAACUGGUUUCACUUGGAGCAUCUCAACAUGGAUAAAGAAUUCGAACCACCCGAAGAUUAUAACGAGAUGACCUGUUUUAUGUGCGUUAAAAAGUACGCGUUUCUUUUUAUGUAUGCAUAUAACACUGAGGAGACGUUCCGGAAAUCUUUUACAAAGAAUUCUAAAAGGUUGAGGAAAACCGUAAAUGAAGGUACGACUCAUCCGGAAGACAGUUCUUAUUGUCGUUUGUCCAUGUGGGCUAGUAAAAUGAAACAACACGUGCCUGAGUUCUGCUGUUCGUCUCUUGAUAACUUGGACAACCUCGACCCCAAUCUAGUACCAUCAGUGUUUUGGAUCUCUGAUUGGAGAAGCUUCCUUUGUCGAUGCGAAAACUGCAAGGAAAUGUACAAGCACCUUAAUGUCGAAUUUCUAUUGGAUCCUGAAGACUCAGUAUCCCAUUACAUGCAACUGGGAAAACAGAGGACUAAAUCAAUUAACGAGGAAGAAAAACGCACACUAAAUGAGGCUCUUGCAGAGUUGCCGCAUCCUGCAGCAGUAAAUUUUGCAACGGGAUUCGUACGACUGAAAGAGGCUCUGGAGGAAUUUUUCACCAAGAAGAGAGACAAAAAUCACAUUGUAACAGAAUCAGAAGUAAAAGCUUUUUUCGAAGACUUUCGGAAGCGCAGUCAAUCGUAACUACAUUUGACCGAAUAAAUUUCAAUUAAUUUAUUUCCUGGAUUUAUAAUAUAUUGAACCUUGACUGUAAUUAAAUUCCACUCUGAUUAGUGCUCAUCGAUGUCUAUAUUUUGCUGAUAAUCUCUAGUUUUAUUUCCAAUACAGUUGCCACUUAAAAAUACCGAAAUUGUGACAAGCUUCACAAUGUAUUUAUAAACGACUCUAGGCCUCAGCUUUUUC